CCUCGCCGUCCGCACCUCGCCCCGCCCCCCGGCACCCCGCCCCUCCCGCAGACCCUCGGCUUGCAGUUCAGCGCCGCCUGCGCCCGGAGCGCUGGCUCCGCCGGCGCCGAGAAAUGAACCAAUUUUGACAAGAUGUAGUGCUGCAGUGUGCCUGAUGGGAUAUGUUCAGUCAUGGCAUCUGAACUCUGUAAGACGAUCUCUGUGGCAAGGCUGGAAAAGCACAAGAAUUUGUUCUUAAAUUAUAGGAAUCUGCACCAUUUUCCAUUGGAGUUACUGAAAGAUGAGGGACUACAGUACUUGGAGAGGCUCUAUAUGAAAAGGAACUCCCUUACAACCUUGCCAGAAAACCUUGCUCAGAAGCUUCCAAACCUUGUGGAACUGUACCUUCACUCAAAUAACAUAGUUGUGGUUCCAGAAGCCAUUGGAUCCCUUGUAAAACUCCAGUGUUUGGAUCUUAGUGACAAUGCCUUAGAAAUUGUUUGCCCAGAAAUUGGUCGUCUGAGAGCUUUACGUCAUCUUCGAUUAGCUAAUAACCAACUGCAAUUCCUACCUCCAGAGGUUGGCGAUUUGAAGGAGCUGCAGACACUAGACAUUUCUACCAAUCGUUUGCUAAAUUUACCCGAGAGGCUUCACCUGUGCCUUUCUCUGCAGUACCUCACCGCGGACCGCAAUCGUCUAUGGUGCGUGCCGCGUCAUCUCUGCCUGCUGCCCAGCCUCAACGAGCUCUCCAUGGCUGGAAACCGUCUUGCAUUUUUGCCACUUGAUCUAGGUCGAUCUCGAGAACUACAGUACGUGUACGUGGAUAACAACAUUCACCUGAAAGGCUUGCCAUCCUAUCUGUACAAUAAAGUCAUCGGGUGCAGUGGCUGUGGUGCUCCCAUUCAAGUUUCCGAGGUGAAGCUGCUUUCUUUCUCAUCGGGGCAGCUCACUGUUUUCCUCCCUGCCGAGGUGAAGGCCAUAGGGACAGAGAACGAUCACGUCCUGCCUCUGCAAGAGUUGGCCAUGAGGAGUCUCCAUCACACCUACCACAGUUUUCUUAAAGAUUUGAACUUUCUGUCUCCAAUCUCCUUACCCAGAAGUCUCCUGGAACUGCUGCACUGCCCCCUGGGGCACUGUCACCGGUGUAGUGAGCCCAUGUUUACGAUUGUCUACCCCAAGCUCUUUCCCUUGAGAGAGACGCCGAUGGCAGGGCUGCACCAGGGGAGGACAACAGUGAGCUUCGUGGCUUACUGCUGCUCCACCCAGUGUCUGCAGACUUUUGACCUACUGAGCUGAUAAACACCCGAGAGCCCCAGGAGCCUUGCCAGCCUGACACUGUGGCUGCCUGCAGAUCGCACCCUGUUUGCGUCCAGCUUGGCGGAACAGGCCCUCACAUCCUGUCCUGUGCCAUGCUAGGGGGGAGCUGCCGAACUCUCUGGAAAUGUCGUGAUGGAGCUUCCCAGCUGAAAUGCCUUCACCCUACCCCCCCACCCCACGUUGGAAUAUAUCCUCCCCCAAAUUAAGGA
Lontra canadensis (Northern American river otter) is the source of this 1505-nucleotide messenger RNA. RefSeq names its product leucine rich repeat containing 28 (gene LRRC28). Bases 172 to 1275 code for a protein of 367 amino acids. Gene Ontology annotation, molecular function: protein binding. Lineage: Eukaryota; Metazoa; Chordata; Mammalia; Carnivora; Mustelidae. The record is from RefSeq and is a predicted model, not a curated record. The transcript is spliced from 10 exons.